Paramecium pentaurelia is the source of this 1010-nucleotide messenger RNA. The record is from the annotation of a GenBank genome assembly. NCBI's taxonomy places the organism in Eukaryota, Ciliophora, Oligohymenophorea, Peniculida, Parameciidae.
AUGAUAUAUAUUUUACUAACAUCAAUUUUAUAGAUUCAAGCUAAAUCCUGUACUUCUACUCCUAUCACAUGUGAAUCAAUCGUUGAUAUUGAUCUCUGCCAAACUAUUAAAGACUACAAUUAUAAUUCUAUAUGUGAAUGGGAUGAUUAUAACUACAAAUGUUCAAAAGUAUCUCUAGCAAAACUGUCUUGCAAUUAAUUCUUUAAUGAAUACACAUGCAAAAAAAAAUCAUAUAAGUGUUUUUGGGAAGGAUAGCAAACAUCUAUUUUUUCUGAAAGCUCAUAAUAAGAGAAUACUGAAGGGAACUGCGUUGAUCUCACGUAAACAAAAAUUUAAUUAAAAUAGAUGUUAAUCUUUUAAUAAUCGUUUUUCAUGUAGAUCAUUUGCAGAUAUAUCCUGUGAUUGGUAAAAUGAUAAUUGCAUUUAAGUUACUAAAUGUGAAGAUUUUAAAACCAUUAAAGGAUGCAUAAAUUCAAGAUUUAAAUAGAAGUAUUCCUGAAAACUAAAUUUAGAUGUGCAGCUAUUGUUGAUGGGAAAGUUGUUGAAUAAUAAAAGAGAUUAGCACCUGAUGAUUUAAAUUUAUAAUGUUUAAUAGAAGAUUGUAAACAUAGAAUAAAAAUGGCUGAUUGUAAUUUUGUUAAUGGAGUCUAAUGUUUUUGGAGAAAUAAGUAUAUACAAUAUUCUAAUAUUAGUAAAUGUUCUAAAUGUUCAGAUUAUAAUACAUAUGAUUCUUGUAUAAAAAAUUAAGGUUAGUGUUUUUGGAACAUGAAUUAAUGUCAAAAUAUUGAGUAAUAUUAUAUUUUUAUAACAUUUUUAGAUGCUAACAACUGAGUAAUCCUAUUAUGUGUUAUUUAAAGAAAGGAUAAUGUGUAUGGAACUAAUUAAAAUAUAAAUGUGAAUUGAAUUCUGAAGAGCUGAAUGAGCAUUGUUAUUAGGAAUAUCUUUCAACUUAAAACAAAGCUCUUUAGAUAGAUAUAAUGUUAUUGAUAUUUGUGAUUAUGAUUUAUUGA